GGUGUAUUGGGUCUAAUUAGCAUCAGUUGCAUUUUCUCUAUUACUACCACUCCUGUACCCGGCAUCAUGCACAUGGUCAGACUGACGGUGGUCACAUUGCUGGCUGCAGCUUGCUGUACACUAACAGAUGGAGCAAUCAGCAUCACGUGUGAAGGCUCUGAUGCUUUACUGCAAUGUGAUGGAGGUAAGAUUCAAAUCAAGCGUGCCAACUAUGGUCGUUGUAAACACGAUGUGUGUUCCAUUGGGCGCCCCGAUAACCAACUCACGGACACCAACUGCCUCAGCCAAUCCACCACCAGCAAGAUGGCAGAAAGGUGCGAUGGAAAGAGCCAGUGUGUUGUCCCGGCAUCCAAUUUGGUUUUUGGGGACCCCUGUGUUGGGACUUACAAGUACCUGGACACCAAAUACUCCUGUGUCCAACAGCCCGAAACAAUAAGCAGCAUCAUAUGUGAAGGCUCUGAUUCCCAACUACUAUGUGAUCGGGGUGAGAUCCAUAUUCUGCGUGCCAACUAUGGUCGUCGUCAACACGAUGUGUGUUCCAUUGGGCGCCCACGCAAACAACUCAAAAACACCAACUGCAUCAACCAAUCCACCACCAGCACAAUGGCAGAAAGGUGUGACGGAGAGCGCCAGUGUAUCGUCAAGGUAUCCAACUACGUGUUCGGCGACCCCUGUGUUGGAACUUAUAAGUACUUGGAUGUGGCUUACACCUGUGACUAAAUAAUAUCUUCCUGUGGAACCUGAAGAUGUACAAGGCUUCUGGGAUAUCUUCAUCAGGUUGUGCUGUUUUCUGCCAAAUCAACUUCAAUGACCAUUGUGAACCUGUGUAUUUUGUGUGGAAGCAUUUCUGAACUGUGGUUGGUCUGAAUUAAACGAAGUGUCAAAGACGAGA
Salmo salar (Atlantic salmon) is the source of this 892-nucleotide messenger RNA. RefSeq names its product L-rhamnose-binding lectin CSL3-like. The record is from RefSeq and is a predicted model, not a curated record. Gene Ontology annotation, molecular function: carbohydrate binding. NCBI's taxonomy places the organism in Eukaryota, Metazoa, Chordata, Actinopteri, Salmoniformes, Salmonidae.